CCGAUCAGCUGGCGUCAUGGUGGCGCCUGUGCUUGAGGUUUCUCACGUGUUCUGCUGUCCGAACCGGGUUCGGGGAGCUCUGAGCUGGAGUCCUGGGCACGGAGGACUUCUGGCCUUUGGCACAUCCUGCUCCGUGGUUCUCUAUGAUCCUCAGAAAAGGGUGGUUGUUACCAACCUGAAUGGACAUACUGCUCGAGUCAAUUGCAUACACUGGAUUUGUAAACAGGAUGGCUCUCCUUCUACUGAGUUAGUUUCUGGAGGAUCUGACAAUCAAGUAAUUCACUGGGAAAUAGAGAAUAAUCAGCUUUUAAAAACAGUCUCUCUGCAAGGCCAUGAAGGACCUGUUUAUGCAGUGCAUGCUGUUUACCACAGGGGAGCACCAGCUACUGCGCAGACACUGAUAGCUUCUGCAGCUGCAGAUUCUACUGUCAGACUCUGGUCUAAAAACGGUUCAGAAGUAACAUGCAUUCAGACCUUGAACUUUGGAAAUGGAUUCACUCUAGCUGUUUGUUUAUCUUUUUUGCCUAACACUGAUGUACCAGUAUUAGCAUGUGGUGAUGAUGACUGCAGAAUUCACUUAUUUAUUCAACAAGAUGAUCAGUUUCAGAAAGUUCUUUUUCUCUGUGGACAUGAGGAUUGGAUAAGAGGCGUGGAAUGGGCAGCCAUUGGUAGAGAUCUUUUCCUAGCAAGUUGUUCACAAGAUUGCCUGAUAAGAAUAUGGAAACUGUACAUAAAAUCAGCAUCUUCCGAAACUCAGGAUGAUCAUAUAAGACUGAAGGAAAAUACUUUUGACAUUCAAAAUGAAAGUAUUAAAAUCACAUUUGCCAUUACCUUGGAGACUGUGCUGGCUGGUCAUGAAAACUGGGUAAAUGCAGUUCAUUGGCAGCCCUCAUUCUACAGAGAUGGUGUUCUCCAGCAGCCAAUGAGAUUGUUAUCUGCCUCAAUGGAUAAAACCAUGAUUCUCUGGGCUCCAGAUGAAGAGUCAGGAGUUUGGUUAGAACAGGUUCGAGUAGGUGAAGUGGGUGGAAAUACUCUGGGAUUUUACGAUUGCCAGUUCAAUGAAGAUGGCUCCAUGAUCAUUGCUCACGCUUUCCACGGAGCAUUGCACCUUUGGAAGCAGGACGCAGUUAACAUGAAAGAGUGGACUCCAGAGAUUGUCAUUUCAGGACACUUUGAUGGUGUCCAAGACCUAAUGUGGGAUCCAGAAGGAGAAUUCAUUAUCACUGUUGGUAGUGAUCAGACAACUCGCCUUUUUGCUCCAUGGAAGAGAAAAGAUGAAUCACAGGUAACUUGGCAUGAAAUUGCAAGGCCUCAGAUACAUGGCUAUGACCUGAAGUGUUUGACAAUGAUUAGUCGGUUUCAGUUUGUAUCUGGAGCAGAUGAAAAAGUUCUUCGAGUUUUCUCUGCACCUCGGAAUUUUGUGGAAAAUUUUUGUGCCAUUUCAGGGCAAUCACUGAAUCAUGUGCUUUGUGGUCAAGGCAGUGAUCUUCCAGAAGGAGCUACUGUCCCUGCGUUGGGACUAUCAAAUAAAGCUGUCUUUCAGGGAGAUAUAGCUUCUCAGCUUUCUGAUGAAGAGGAGCUGCUGACUCCUACUGGUUUUGAGUAUCACCAGGUGGCCUUUCAACCGUCCCUACUUACUGAACCUCCCACUGAGGAUCAUCUUCUGCAGAACACUUUGUGGCCUGAAGUUCAAAAACUAUAUGGACAUGGUUAUGAAAUAUUUUGUGUUACUUGUAACAAUUCAAAGACUCUGCUUGCUUCAGCUUGCAAGGCAGCUAAGAAAGAGCAUGCAGCUAUCAUUCUUUGGAAUACUACAUCUUGGAAACAGGUGCAGAAUUUAGUUUUCCACAGUCUGACUGUCACGCAGAUGGCCUUCUCACCUAAUGACAAGUUCUUACUAGCUGUUUCCAGAGAUCGAACCUGGUCAUUGUGGAAAAGGCAGGAUACAAUCUCACCUGAAUUUGAUCCAAUUUUCAGUCUCUUUGCCUUCACUAACAAAAUCACUUCUGUGCAUAGUAGAAUUAUUUGGUCUUGUGAUUGGAGUCCUGAUAGCAAGUAUUUCUUCACUGGAAGUCGAGACAAAAAGGUGGUUGUCUGGGGUGAGUGUGACUCCAGCGAUGACUGCAUCGAACACAGCAUUGGUCCCUGCUCCUCAGUCCUGGAUGUGGGUGGGGCCGUGACAGCUGUCAGUGUCUGCCCAGUGCUUAACUCUUCCCAACGAUAUGUGGUUGCAGUUGGAUUAGAGUGUGGAAAGAUUUGCUUAUAUACCUGGAAAAAGACUGAUCAAGUGCCAGAAAUAAAUGACUGGAACCGCUGUGUAGAAACAAGCUCAAGCCAAAGUCAUACACUUGCUAUCAAAAAAUUGUGCUGGAAGAAUUGUAACGGAAAAGCUGAACAGAGUGAAGAAGGUGCUGAAUGUCUACACUUUGCAAGUUGUGGUGAAGAUCACACUGUGAAGAUAUACAGAGUUAAUAGAUGUGCACUGUAAUGGACUUAGUAACUGCACGCCUACAGUCAUGGGUGUCUUAAAAUGCUUAUGUGAAGGAACUACCUUCUUCACUUUCACAGUGAAUUUAGUCUCAUCUUUAAGUCAGAUUGCAGUGGUCCGUAUUUUGUUCCUAGGCCCUUUGAAACCCUAUGAAUGCUCGAGUCUUUUCCUUGUUAUAUAAUUUAUGCACAUAUACCCAGAAUCUUGCUCAUCCUUUCAGAGAUUCUUAGAUUUGCCUCUCUGUGUUCCAGAAUAAGAGCCUGUGUUCCUUCUUCGUGACCAGUUUGCUUGAUUUUGUGUUGUUUUGGACCUUUUCAUUUGCCCUCUUACUCUGUUUUGUGUUACUAUAACAGAAUGCCUGAGGCUGAGUAUUUUGAAGAAAAUAAGUUUAUUAAGCUCAUACUUCAGGGGAUGGGGGGUUUGUCUUGAUUUCAAGAGUAUGGCCCUGGCAUCUGCUUGGCUCUGUGAGGGCCUCAUGGCAAAUGAAGUGUCAGUGGUGGGAGCAUAUAUGAAAGAGGAAGGUCACAUGGUGAGAUUGGAAGUAAGAGAGAUUCAGGGAAGGUGCCGUAUUCACUUACAACAGCCUGCUCUUGUGAGAGUGUGCUUCAUUAGAAUAGCAGUAUUCCCCCAAUGAAGGCUUGGUUCACCUCCCGCUAGUUCCCACUUCCUAAAAAUAUCACUCACUACCUUUCAGCAUCACCACACUGGGGACCAAGCGUCCAACACAUUGAACCUUGGAAGGACGCACUCAAACUAUCUCCAAACCAUAGAAUUCUCUUUGAGACUUUUCAUUAUUUAUUACCCUCUUCAGAUGGUGAAUAUAGAAAAUAAAGAUAGGAAACCCAGAUUAUUCUAUUUUUAUUUUAGCAUUCUUUGUAAACAUACCACACCCAGUAUGCUAACUAUCUAGGAUCCUACUUUCCAGAGUAUGCCAAUUAUUCUAGAAAUUUGACCUUAGUUUGAAGUACAGCCAAUCCUUUAUUCUAUAAAGGCAUAUAUAUUCUUCUGGAGGUUUACUUAAAGUACAGUAACCUUAAACUUAAAAUGAUAGAUUUGGAUGCUGAAUAAGUUCUGAAACAUCUGAAUUUAUGUGACAGUUGAAGUCACGAGUGCAGGGUGUGUGUCCCCCUGGGAGAUUGCAGAGGGAUGGACAGGGUGCUGUAAACACCUGUUUAUAUUGGGAGUGCCGGCUGAGGGUCAGCUGCAGUUCAGGGAAGAUGUAAGAGAAUGCUGUGAGAGCAGCAUUUUCCCAGCCCAGUAGACACAGACACAUCUGGCAAAUUGAAUAUGCUGCAAGAAGGAAGGUACAAGUUUUCUUGGUGGGAGUUUAUACCCUUGUUUAGCAUAUUUUGCUUCCAAAGGAAUUUAGUCAUGCUUUCUAGAUGAAUAGACCAGUGCUAUACAAUAUUUCUAAUAUAACAGUGUGAGGUACAUAAAAAUUUAAAUUUUUAGUAGCCAAAUAAUAAAA
Molecule: messenger RNA, 3956 nt
Organism: Castor canadensis (American beaver)
Lineage: Eukaryota; Metazoa; Chordata; Mammalia; Rodentia; Castoridae
Gene: Elp2
Product: elongator acetyltransferase complex subunit 2
Biological process (GO): tRNA wobble uridine modification
Cellular component (GO): elongator holoenzyme complex
Molecular function (GO): protein binding
Source: RefSeq, a predicted model, not a curated record